AUGUUAAAUAAAUCAUUCAACCAUUCUGCAAUAUUAAGUAGUAGCAAACCAGAUGUUACAUUCCAUGCAUGGACAAACGAUACGGUUUAUGUGAAGACGGAGUAUCUUGAUGCUAAAAAAUGGCUAUUCGAUAACUACACUCUUGCUGAGUACGACGAGGAAUGGACAUAUUGUAAUUCAAGUAAAGCUUCAGAAAUUAAUGCAAUGAUAGGUGAAAUCGACGAUGCUGAUUCUUAUUUAAGUUUGAGUGAUGUAAAAAGUGUUCAUAACGGAUCUUAUAUUGCUUACGAUAAUGGUAACACAAUUCAAUGUUCGAUGAAUCUGAGAGUUUACCACGCUAAACUGAAUGCAGCUGACGUUGUACUACGGAAAAUUUCAAAUACAUGCAAAGCCUAUCUUCGCAUCAAUGAUUCAGUAACACCAUUAGAUCAUGAAGUUGAUCGUAUUAUAAAUUCAGCACAUUUGCUAGUUAAUCAAACAAAUCUAUCGACGAAUACAACUGAUUUCGAAAUCAUCAAUAGUAGUCUAAGCGAAAUAAAUAGUUCAAUGAGCAUUGAUGUGGAUGUCCAAUAUACUUUAGCUCCAAAUAAUUCUGUUCAAAUUAAGUCUCCACCUAUAGAUAUCGGAAAGCUAAUUGAAACACCCGGCGUAGUUACAUCUGGUUCUUCAAAUAAUUGUACAAUUCUUCUUCAACAUAAUCGUACAAAAAAUAUCGAAUGUGUUCGCAAUAUCAGCUACUGUUUCAAAACAAAUGACACGUCGACUGAUUGUUACUUCUCUGACAACAUCGAUCAGUUUGAAUUAGAAUACAGAUCGAACUUGACUAGUAUUAAUCUGGAGAUUCAAUAUGAUAUAAUCUAUGGAAAACAAACGUUCAAUCUCAACAUAGUCAAAUGUCUAGACGAACCAACAACCGUUCUUACAUCAACCAUUCAGACUUCCGUACCUACACAAAUGACCAGUUCGAAAUCAUAUACUAUAUCUACAGACUUUCCAACAGAUUCAACCAUUUCUUCGUCUUCUACAACACCAGUGACGAUACCACCACCAGACAAAAAGCGAAAUUCACUUUCUGGAUGUGAAAUAGCCUGGAUAGUCGUUGGAUCGGUUGUUGGUGCUGCAGCAUUGAUCGGAGGAAUCGGUUUCUGCGUAUGGAAAACAAAGUCGGCAAGCUCGUUUGUACCCGAUAUGCAAAUGGUAGAUCGAUCAUCUACGCAAGUGCCAAAAUCAGAGUUUCAGUCUAGAGAUCGUCGACAAUCAACAACAUCAUCAUUGUCUUCCACUUCAUCAUCAGAACCAAGUGAACGCCCACGUCUAAACAAUAAUCAUCAUCUUCGGCACAUAUCUCCUCCACCACAACCAUCGAACAGAUCAGCAAUGUCAUCCCGUAACGAAGAAAGACAAUCGACAAGACCAGUCGAUCCUCCUACUACAAUAUCCUAUGAAAUAGAUAAACAAAAGCGUCGACAGAAUCGUCGACGGGGAGCAUCACCAAACAAUGAUUUACAAGUUCAUUCCACAAGAUCUCAUUCACCUCAUCCUAUUCAACAACAUGAGGUGACUCAUGGUCGACGAAGACCAUUGCCACCGAUUUCAUAUUACUAA
Adineta ricciae is the source of this 1605-nucleotide messenger RNA. The record is from the annotation of a GenBank genome assembly. NCBI's taxonomy places the organism in Eukaryota, Metazoa, Rotifera, Eurotatoria, Adinetida, Adinetidae.